AUCAACAAGUGUCAGACUCGCUCCCGGUCGUCGACUGCCAACAUGUUGUGGCCGAGAGAUGCUGCUAAGUUAAUUGCCUCUAAAUCCCAGAAUGUCAGUAUUGUAAAUGAAGGAGUAAAGAAAGUGGCUAAUGUCAUCGCAGAGGCCGUGAGGGAUGGCAAGCUGGACAUGGAGGAGUUCAAACAGAAUGAAGUGUUGCCACUGAACAAGGGACUGACUAAGGCACAGCUUGCUGACUGGGUCUUCCUUAUUGACUCACUGAAUUUUAACUUUUGGACACCUCAUGGAGUCCCCAAGUACACCGUUGAGUAUGAAGGACAGAAAAGGAGUGGAUACUUGGCUAUGGUUUCUGCUGUCAACAGGGCUAUUGAUGAGGGGAAGAAGAUGUAUGACCCAAAGUUCUACUCCCAGCUUACUAUUGAAGACAUCAAACAUAUAUUCCGUUCUGACACUGCAUCAACAAUGCCACUGUUUGAAGACCGCGUUAAAGUGCUGAAAGAAGUGGGCGAUAAGCUUAUAGAAAAGUACGAUGGAACAUUUGUGAAUGUGUUACGGAAAGCAGAUGGCAGUGCUGUGAAGCUGAUUGACAUUGUGACAAGUGAAUUCCCAUGCUUCAAUGAUACUGCCACCUUUGAGGGACAGAAAGUGGCCAUUUUUAAAAGAGUGCAGAUUCUUGCCGCUGACUUGUGGAUGUUGUACCGUGGAGAAGGUCUGGGAGCAUUUACGGACAUAGAUUCACUCACCAUGUUUGCUGACUACAGGGUUCCUCAGGCCAUGGCAUAUUUUGGAGUACUGAAAUAUUCCGACAGCUUGAUGGAAAAACUCAAUAAAGAAGAGCUAUUUCAGUCUGGAGAUCGAGAAGAAAAGAGCCAGUUUUUGGAGUAUUCUGGAUACCAGGACAUUGGAUAAAUGAUCCCAUACCUGUACUGAAGAUUCCUAUGAAUGAGUACAGAUAUUGUGGGAUACGUCCAACUUGAUUCCCAUAAUCUUUCAGGUACAGUACUGUAAUUUAGAAUAUUGUGUUUUACUGAGGAUGAGCAAAUUUAUUUUUUAUUUUAUCAUGUCAAUUUGUUUUUUGAAAAUUUUAGUAUACAGUAAUUUGUUUAAAGUUUGUCACUAAUACUCCAUAAUUUAGCCAAUUAUAUACAGUAUAUCUACAUAGUCCCGUCCUGACAUACCUUACCUAACUUAAUCCUUGUCAUUACUUAUCAUUUAUUAGCCAACCUUCCAUUUAAGAUUUUCACACUUCCUGAAGGAUUAAAUAAUUGUCUUUAAAAAGUUCUAUCAUCAUUAUCAAAGUUAAAUCAUUAUCAUCAAAUGGUUAAAUCAUCAUCUUUAAAUGAUUAAACCAUCAUCCUUAAAGGAUCCUAUCAUCAUCCCCAAAGGGUUAAAUCUUGGUCCUCAUAAGAUUAAGUAUGUAGUAGUACUGUACAGGUAUAUGAUAGAGUAUUUGUUACCAUACUGUACCUUGUUAGAUAAGAUAACAGGAAACACGUGUCUUUGUUCCAGCACUGUACGAUGAGGUGGCUGUACAAAUGACAUUGAAGUCUCUACAAUAGCAAUUAAAGAGCUCAGUGGAUAUUAGGCCUUUAAUGACUUUCUUGGGCUAGCACUGGUUGAAACAACAUACUAUUAACCAUUGAUUGUGUACCUGCACAGUCUAUGUACAUGAUGAACCAAUGAAACAUGCACGAUAAUAUACAGUAUACUGUAUAAAUGUCGUUAUGUGUGGGUGUACGAUGUUUGGUUGUGGUCACAUGCAACUAUUUAUUGUCCCUUCCCACUGCCACUUACCGGCAAUAUUAUCAAAGUCGUUGAAAGCUUACUUCCACGGAGAUCCAUAAAGACUUUAGCUACAAGUGAAAUUUUUUGCUGAAACUUCUUUUUGAACUUCAAGAUUAACAAUGCAAGAUGGAUACUGUACUGAGGAAGGUAAGAAAUAUGAGAAGCACAAAUGAGAUUAAGUUUGUAGAUUCAUAGACCUUGUAUACUGCCAUCAUAGGUGCCUUGUAUACUGAUGCCAUGAGUGCCUUUUAUACUGCUGCACUAGCCCCAAAUUGGUGGCCUGAUUCCCUAAGAGCUUAUACAGUAACAUUAUUUUCUCAAUGGUGUAGAUGAUAGAAGGAUUAAAAUACAGUAGAGUCUGAAUGCAAUCUACAGUAGAUGUCAUUUUGAACCAUCAGCUGUGUACUCUCUCUCUCUGUUGCCUCCCAACUGGUGGUAAUAAACAUACCUAGUGAAGGCAGGAGCUCAGUACAUUAUCAUGUUACAGUACUAUACAGUAUUUGGAUGUAAAGGGUAUACUGUACUGGUAAUUAUUAUGUUUAACUUAAAUCAAUCAAUCUCAUAUAUCUUUUUAGCUUCACUUCCUACACGACUUGUGAAUUCUGGGUAAAUAGAUUAUCCUGGGAAAAUUUCAGUGAAUCGUAAACAACAUCUGCAGUUUCUCAGCCUUGUCUCUCAAGUAUAGUACUGUACAAUGGUUUAACAGUAAUAGCAUCGACUUUGUUCAAAAUCUCAGUACAGGUACUCCUGAACAUGCUGAUUAAGGAUCUGUUGACCAAAAUUUGAUAU
Homarus americanus (American lobster) is the source of this 2574-nucleotide messenger RNA. Its product is annotated as queuosine salvage protein-like. The transcript has 4 exons. NCBI's taxonomy places the organism in Eukaryota, Metazoa, Arthropoda, Malacostraca, Decapoda, Nephropidae. The record is from RefSeq and is a predicted model, not a curated record. The coding region runs from base 43 to 909 and encodes 288 amino acids.